AUGGCAUCCGUGUCACCCACAAGCACAUCAAAUGGCUAUGCCGCCCACGGGAGCAUGUCACCACGACAGAGCGCCACCCCCAAGAAUGUCGCAUUCGAACUCCUCUUCACAGAAUCGCCCCAAUAUCGUGCGCGCCUCCCCAUGCGUGUGCAAAUAUAUCCUCACGAUACCACAGACUCCAUUGUCACCACCGUGAAGAAUUUUUACGGCUUAUACUCCAGCCCAACAAGUUCCAAGGGUGUUAGCUUUGAGGACGAGCAGGGCAACACCCUUAUUGCAAGAUAUGAGAACUUCCGAAAUAACAUGGUGGUCUAUGUGAGGGUCAUAGAAGAGCCGACACAGAAUCCCGCUGCGUUUGGACCUCAUCCCUAUCCGCCCGCUGCCACGGGUGCCCAGACCUACUACAACAAUGACGGUAUACCUCCCCAAGCUGCCCAGCGGCUUGAGCAAGAUAUUUCGCGGCCCAACUCUAGGACGUCGCGAAGACGAAGUCGUUCUCCUGGCAGUGCACGGGGUCGUCGAAGCGACUCCGCCAGCACGAAUCCUGCCACUGGCAAAACCGGUCGUUCUCGCUCGGGAAAAUCUAGAAACCCCAGCAGCCAGCACGGAGCCGAUGGAUAUGAUAGCCACAAUGGCUAUAGCAGCGGUGACGGUGCUCCCGGCUCAACAUCUGGAAAAGCCAAGGAUCAGAUUGGGAAUACUGAAAUCAGUGUCGAGAACAUUGUGGAAGGUGGCCGUCGUAAGAGGGCCAAGUUUGAAAGCUCGGAACUGCCACUCUUCGCCCCCCCUCAGAUGCCCGCGGCAACUUCCAACCCGUCUAUAUCCCCGGCAAGGAGGAUGGAUCAGCAUCGAUCCUCUCUUUCCUAUGCGCCUGGGGCUCCGAAUCCAUUCACCAACCCUCGACCGCUUCAGUCCCCUCAAAGUUAUUCCAAUGGUUUCGGCCAUGGGCUGUAUACUACACCUGACGGCCAUCGCUCGCGCGGCAGCAUAGGAUAUAGUGCUAAUGGUAUUGGCAUUACCAACGGCAUGGGCGGCAUACUUCCAACACCUGAUCCGACCGUUGGAAGUUGCGUUUCUGAAGAAGACAAGGAUGUGGCCAUACAACUUAUGCGUCUUGGAGAGAUGUCGAAUAUAUCCCACGGUAGGACAUCUGCUUCGACCCUUGACGAUACAUUUAGCGGCCGCGCCGACGUCGCCUCAUCCACGGGAGCCACCAGCGAUGGCGAGAGUGACAGCGAGGACGAUCUGCCGCCGUCGCGCCGACAGAAACUGAACUCUGGUGUCAGCCGACCCGCCUUUGGGCUUCCGGAGCGCGCCUUUCCUCACGGCCCUGAGGCUGUGCAGCCUGCUGCCAGCGAAAUCCAGCCCGGCGAAGUCGCAAUCGGAAACGCCAUGCUUGCUCCUCCUAGGACACAGAACCUUCAGGGCGCAUCGAAGCCAAAGUCCGCUCCGGUCGCCAAAGCCACCAAAACCACCAAGCAGACCAAGGGCGGUAGCCGGACGACUGCCGCUUCCAAGACAAAGAAGGCGUCCGCUCCUUCGACUCUCCCAAUGUCGCCUGCUUCUCUGCCCCCUUCGAGGAAACAAUCCAUCUCCUCGGGCUCCAACAUUCCCCAGCCGUCUAUUGAGGAGGAGCAGCCCGAUCUCUCGACCAAGCCAAGGUGCCAACGCUGUCGCAAGAGCAAGAAGGGAUGCGACCGACAACGCCCUUGUGGCAGAUGCCGCGACGCCGGUCUUUCCGCGGAUCAAUGUAUUAGUGAAGAUGAGGGCAACGGUCGCAAGGGCCGUUACGGACGACACAUGGGUGUCCCCAUCAAGAAGGAAGAUAUGCCGGCUCCCCCGCAACCAAGCCUGCUCCCUGCUGCACCUAUAAUGGCUUCUACUGCUCCUGCGACGGCUGCUGCGCUUGACAAAUCCAAGAAGCGCAAGCGGUAG
Messenger RNA from Scedosporium apiospermum, 1935 nucleotides. Its product is annotated as putative C6 finger domain protein. Bases 1 to 1935 code for a protein of 644 amino acids. The record is from RefSeq and is a predicted model, not a curated record. Lineage: Eukaryota; Fungi; Ascomycota; Sordariomycetes; Microascales; Microascaceae. Gene Ontology annotation, biological process: regulation of DNA-templated transcription. Gene Ontology annotation, molecular function: DNA-binding transcription factor activity, RNA polymerase II-specific; zinc ion binding. The transcript is spliced from 2 exons.